CGUUUCGGUGAUCACGGUCCAAGUUCCCGUGGUUCAAGCUCAGUUUCUGCUCGCGUAUCGACGAGCGAACAUUGGACGUUUUGGAUGCGUGGUUAUUUUGUGUUUUCGUAAUGUGACAUUUCUCCAGUGAAAUCAAGCAAAAAUGCAAUCGAAACAACUACUGAUACAAUGCGUCUGGAUUGCAUCGGUGCUCGUACUGGCCGCCGCAAGGAUACACAAACUCGAAAUACGGAAAGACACGAGACGUUACAUAGCCCUUAGCACCUUUGGCUUUUAUAAGGGUGGUAUGCUCGAUGUAAAUCUAACGAAUUUCAAGGCUGAGCCCCUCGACGAGAAUGCCGUGUUUGGAUUCAGUUUGGAUCGUACGCUAAGCGAUGCGAUGAAUCCGUAUUUAGAUAGUCACCAAGAGAGAUGCGUACUGCAAGAUGCUACGAACGCGAAGACCGAUCUCGAGCAGAGGGACGACAGCAGCGCGGUCGUAUAUUUCACGAUGGACUUGAAAAACUCUUUCUUGAAAGUUAACUGCAAUCGGAACGUUCGCACCGUGCACAUCUACAAGGAUUCUGGUAGCGUGAUCAUUUUUCCACGAAGAAAACGGUACACCUCGCACGGUGUCGAAAGGUCCGUUAACGAGGACGAAUUCGAGUCGAGAUCGGAAGCUAGCGGAUGCUCGCACACGAAGCUACCGAUGAUCGUGCAAACCGUCAAAGGAGAGAAAUAUUACAAUACCAGUUUCGCCGUGUACGUCGCGAGCGAGGAAGAGGAGGGUCUUUAUAAUCUGUACUUUCAUAAUUGUCCGAAUUAUAAUUACGCGCAAGUCGCGCUGGACUUUACGGUACAAAUAUCGGAGGCGAAUAGCAAAAAUUUCCUGAGCGCGGGCGAAAUGCCAUUGCCGGCUCUCUAUUUCAUGAUGGCGCUCCUAUUCUUCUUGUCGGGUUGCUUCUGGGUAUUCAUUCUUAAAAAGAGCAAGCAUCCCGUCUUCAAGAUUCACUACUUGAUGGCUGUGCUGGUGUACUUGAAAUCUUUGUCGUUGCUCUUCCAUGGGAUCAAUUAUCACUUCAUUCAGACGAAAGGAGAACACGUGGCCGCGUGGGCGAUUUUGUAUUAUAUCACGCAUUUACUGAAGGGUGCCGUACUUUUCAUUACCAUUGUCCUCGUCGGCACGGGGUGGACAUUUAUUAAACACAUCCUAGCCGACAAGGAUAAGAAACUUUUUAUGAUUGUGAUACCGUUACAAGUAUUAGCGAACGUAGCAGAAAUAAUAAUCGAGGAAAGCGAGGAGGGGGACAUCGAGCACAAGACUUGGCGAGACGUUUUUAUCCUCGUAGACUUGUUGUGCUGCGGUGCCAUCUUAUUCCCGGUAGUUUGGAGUAUCAGGCACUUGCAGGAAGCUGCGCACACGGACGGCAAGGCAGCUGUGAACUUACGCAAGCUGAUGCUUUUUAGGCAUUUCUAUAUCAUGAUAGUUUGUUAUAUUUACUUCACACGAAUCAUAGUGUACUUACUCAAGAUUACAGUACCUUUUCAAUACGAGUGGCUGGACGAGAUGUUCCGAGAAAUGGCCACGUACGUCUUUUUCGUCCUUACCGGAUAUAAAUUCCGACCAGCUUCCGCGAAUCCGUAUUUUACUUUGACGAACGACGAGACGAUCCAGGCUGACGAGGACGACGAAAUGGACGUCGUUCUCUUUUCCAGUGUUUCCGGAGGCAGCGGUAUAACCGAGGGUCUCAGCAAAGUUAGCAAAGUUCCGAAAGUCUUGAGGCCCACGUCUUCGGAUGUUCCUUCCACGCAAGAAGAGAGGGAGUGUUUGUUCAAUAAGACCGAGCCAUCUCACGAGUACGACUGAGCUGGACAAAAAUUCUUCGCAGUAUACCUAUUUCAAUAUGGAAAGCGAGGGACUCGUUUUCCCGUCUCAAGAUAUUCGGAAACAGUGCUGGCGACCGAAACAUCUGACGCGAAGAGUGUCUGGAAACGAUCGAACGAGGAGGGGAAUGCGCGGUUAAAGAUCUAUCUUCUAUUUUCUCGAGAAUGCGGAAACAGAAGCAGACCCGACAUUUUAUUUCUCUUACAUUUUCUGUUUUUAUCGACCCUCAAAUUGAUUCAGAUUUAGAUGUUUUUCAGUGAACCCAGUUUCGUAUUUAAUUCCGUCGAAGACGCUCUGUUGUUCGCCGUUUUGUACAGAAAUUUCAACAUCUUGGCUAUUUAUCUAUUUCUUUUCUCUCUCUCUCUCUCUCUCUCUCUCUCUCUCUCUCUCUCUCUUCCUCCUCCUUUUUUUCUCCAUUUUCGGUUCCAUUCUAGAAUGUAUCACGAUUUUAACUUGCGGCGCACCACGUUAACAAUAUGCCACUCUCUUCUCAAGACGUAAUUAAUCAUGGACUUUAAAGUUGAGUGUAAUCUGUAUUUAUUGGUAGAAAAUUGUAAUAGAUGUCGAAGAAAAGUAAUCUAGGAAAUGGUUCAAGGGUUCUUACGUUCCGAGAAACACGCCGUUUCGCGUUUUCAGGUUUAGAGUCGAGCGUUGAUGCAAGUCCAACGAGAGGAAAAGUUCCACGUUUUGAUACGCAUCUUGGCUGUAGUUGAUUUACCUUAGGCAUUUAGCAAAGCGAUAAAGCAUUUCUAUUUGUUUUUUUUUCCUUUUCCUCCCCAUGACACGCUCAUUUUCGUUGAACCGGAGAGCCCGCUUUGCGGCGCUUUAGUAAUUUUGUGAUAAACGGUACGCCGAGACCGGCGUACCGUAAUCCACUUUUGUAAAGCACUCCUUCAGUCUUUUACGUAGGAAUAAUUAUGGCGUCGAAAGAGACAAGUAAGAAAGGUAAUAAGUUUCUAAGCGUUUCACGUGUCCCAUUACGUAACCUCUGUCUCUGGUUACAACCAUUAUUAUUACUAUUGUACACGCGUUAUCGUAAUUAUUGUUACGUCUGUUACUAUUAAUAUUUUAUUGUAUGGAAUAAAAGGGACACCCUACAAAAUCAAGUUAAAAUAAUAAAGCAGAUAUUUUUAUGAA
This is a messenger RNA of Nomia melanderi (Alkali bee), 3001 nucleotides long. Its product is annotated as protein GPR107. Gene Ontology annotation, biological process: transport. The record is from RefSeq and is a predicted model, not a curated record. Gene Ontology annotation, cellular component: Golgi apparatus; membrane. Lineage: Eukaryota; Metazoa; Arthropoda; Insecta; Hymenoptera; Halictidae.